GUUCCAGUUCUAUCUUUAUAUCAUUAUACAAAUGUCUCACCAAGAAGAAGCAUAAGGAGCACUUUGCGUUCUCAAACGAUGGCCAUCUGUAAACAACAGAGAAUUAUCAGUGAAAAGAGUUAUCUGCCAGUCUUUAACAGCAAUCAUUUAAAGUUUUCCGACGAUUUUCUGCGGUCAAAGUGUACCGUAAGCCUGUCGACGCAUUUCACUGAAGUCACGGUUGACACAGUUCGCCAUUUUCGUGCGUUGAUAUUGGAAUCUCAUUUUUUGUGCGAAUGGCUGUCUAACAACCCUACUUCUGUCGGUUGAAUUUGAACCUGUGUCUAUUUCUUAAAGUGUUGUGAUGAAGGCUACAUCUGGGGGACAACGGCGAACAUUUUAUCACGAUAAACCCACACAUGAUGGUGUAACCGGGACGACCCAGAUUUCAAAGCGCACGAUGCCGCCUCUCCUUCGCCUUGACAGCAUAGGUGAGGUUUCGUCAGUCAGCUUUGGUCCAGGAGAAAGAAUGGGUCAACAUAAGGUGCAAAGUAAUCGUUGCCAUUCAGUAAACAAGGCGGUCAUUGCCACUACCAAAUUUUUAAAUAAUCUAGUAGGAGCUACCCCAAUGUCAGCACACAGUGCUGCACCAAUGACACAUGGUCACCAUUUGCCAAAGGAAGAAAUGAGUUUCCUAGCAAGCAGAGUUGUUAAUUCAGCUUCCACGAUGGCUACAUUUGAAAAAGAGCGUGUUGUGAAAGCAUCUUCACCACAAUCAAAAGAUGACAGGUACGGACAGUGGGGUAAACGUUACCCAUUGAUGCCACCGGGAAUAUUUCCUUGCCAUGUAUUCAAUGCCAUGCAGAGUCAAAUGCAGUUCAUGAAUUUGCCUAAGGAAUGGUAUAGCCCAUUUAUUGCAGGUAAUGGAAUCGUUGGGUCUGUCAGUGACUCAGUUUUAGACAGACUUUCCCGCACUGCUACAAGAAGAGAGACAUCUUUUUCUGAAGUUGUGAACUCCAAAUCACCACAGAUGCCUUCAGAAGAGAGAAAUAGUGUCUGUGAAGUGCCAGUUAAUCAGACAGUGCUUGCUGAGUCAGGGGCAGCAAUGGGAGAAAUGUGCUGUGAUGAAUCAACACCAAGUGCACCUGUUUUAAAUAAAGUGACUGAUUUUUCUUCCUGUGCCAGCAGUACUAGUAGCAGUAGCAAGUCACAGAAUUCUCCACAAACUGAACUUCGAGGUGCAUCAUCUGUAGACAGUGAAGAUGAUUUCAGUGAGGAGGAAAAUGAUAAUGGUAAAACUGUUGAAGUGGAGGAGGAAGAUGACAUAAUCUUUGAGGAUUCAGUGGAUGGUGCAGCUCUGCCUUCUUGUAAGGCUGAUCUAUAUUUUAACAGUGGUGAUGAUGACAAUGAUGAUGAUGACGAUGAUGAAGAUGAUGGUUUCUGUAUUCAGCAAUUGUCGGAAGUAAAAUCAGAUGAUUCCUCUGAUUGGGAUGAUGAGGAGGACAUUGAUGAAGAUAGAGUUCAGGGCAUCGAGUCAUGCUCCUUUGGGCUAGCGUUUAAAAGUCUUGCUAGCUUCCUGCCUGGACACAAAAAGUGCAGCUCCGAAAAUAUUUUAGCCAACAAUACUUGGCUAAGCCAUUAUGGCCCAGAACAGCUACCAUCUAAUAGAAGUUCUGUUAAGGUUACAUUUAGCUGUGGCAAAGGAGUGGAUCAAGAGAUUUGGUAUGACAAAGAGGCAGAAGAGGUUUUUACUCCAACUUUUAUGGAGCUGGCACUGGAGAAAAAGGAUGGCACACAUAAAAGUAAAGCCAAAAAGCAUUGUUCCAGCUGAUGAUUUGUUUAGGUUAGCUUAGAGUAAGAACUCAUCUUCCUAGUUGUGAAUUGAGACUUGAAAGACUGUGAUUAUUUGUAUGUGAUAGUUUUGUAAAUAAACUUGUUUAGGAAUUUUUUUCUAAUGAUGAAGCUAAUUUUUUUUGUCAUGUUGUGAAAGCACUAAGAGAAUGUCAUCAGAAUGCAUGAGUUUGAUUUUUUUUCAUUUCCUCCACCCUUAAACCUCUUAGCACAGCAUAACAAUAUAAUUACUUAAUAAAAAAUGGCGUAUAACUUAAGACUUUGAAGACAUCAGAGGGUGAUGUUUGUGUAAUGGCUAACCCGAGUGAAAAAUUAUCCUAAAAGAACUGGUUAUAAUGUAGUAUAAAACUAGAUCACAAAAUCUAACAUCAGAAUUGUGACUGAGUUUUGGUAAGAGAUGAAAACAUUUUUUUUUUAAUGACAUCAUGAAAGUAUCCUUGCAGUUAUAGUAAUGCCUUACUAACGUGGUUAAAGCUAUUGGAUUGAAUGAUUACAGAAACUAAAGUGUAUUUCAAUCUAUGCGUGAUUAUUUAUUUUGGUGACAAAUUAUAACUAUGUUGUAUGAAUCUGUCAUCAACAUGGACAGAGCUUAAUUUCAUGUUUGACUUGGGUUAGGUUGUGAAGAGAGAAAAUUGGCAUGUUUCAGAUGAUGAGUGAUGGGUUGUGUAUGUAUAAAUUGGCAAAGUGUUUAAGUGCUUUAAAAAAAAAAAAGAAUCAAAAUUUUUCUGAACACAAAUAUGUAGUUGGUUCCCAGUUUACAACACCUAUGUAGUUAUCAGUAAUGUCAGUGUAUUAUGGAAACUAUCUCAAGUAUAAUGAACCAUUCACUAAAUGUUUAAGUUAUUGUUAGAAGGGAAGUGUUAGCUAUACAUAAUGUAGUCACUUCAUUGUGGUUGUACACAACCUCAGUGUGAAAUUUUAAUUUUGGGGCACCAUGAGUUGAUGGAUUAGACAGAAAGGGUAUUUAAACCAAAAAAAAAUUGUAGCCAGAAAUCCAAUAAAUGUCAGCUGUUAAGUUUUAUAGGUAAUCCAGACUGAAUCUUUUGUAACCCCCUUUUUUUGGGGGGAAUGGUUUGUAGGAAUUUUACUUUGCAGUGUCAGCAUAGAGACACAAGUAACAGUUUCAUAAAUUGCCAUUAUGGUGGCAGUUUCAGUUGGCCAAUGUUUGACAGACCCUGAUUUUUUUUCAUUUUAGUAAAUUUCUUGAAAGCAAUUGGAACCAACUCACUCCCAUACUUUGUAGUUUGUGUUAGCAAGAACCAAGAGUUUUGUACAUUGUGAAAGACUGCACCCUAGAACAGUCUACUAAGAAGGCAGAAUAUUACAAGUUAGCCUUACUCCGUCCCAGUCAAAUCACUGUUGUUUCACCGCUAAUGAACAUAUGUUAGUCAUUUGUUGGAAGAAUUGUAGAGAGAUCAGUGUUUUUGUUCUGUGAAUGAUUGUAGAGUAAUUCAGUAUGGUUGUAGCGUAUUUACACCUCUGAGGCGGUAUCUGUUGAAGUACAUCCCUGGGAUCUGUAGGAUGUCAGAUGACUUAAUGUCUGUGCCCUACUGCAGGGUACUUAUAGGUUCUUGUGCCCUUUGUUCUUGUAUCAAAUUCAGCCAGUGCACAGUUGAACUCACUGGUUUUUCUCUUCUGAAGCAUAUUUUAAGAGUUUAUUAGAAAUUUAUCCAUGUGCUAUAAAAUAAAGAGGUAAUGUCAUCAGCACUCAUCUUUCCUAUCCCUUCCCCUUUUGUUUUAGAAAAGGCAUAACAUCACUUGGUUAUAGCAGGGCUUCACAACUCCUUUUUGCAGGGGAGGUAAUGUGCUGAAUACAUGAAUGAAAAUUAACAUUCAUGCAACUUUACUUCAAGUAUAAGAUAGAAGAGUCUAUCUCUUUAUGUAUAUUGCAAAGCUAUAAUGUAUGUGUGCCUUAUAAGCAAAUUCAAUUAUCCAUUUCACAGACUUAAAGAAAAUGGUUGAAAGUUCAUGAAAUAGGGUAAAUUAAGCUUCUGAAGUAUAACCAUAGGCGUAUUUUGUUUGCAAAACCAUACUUUUGUGAUAAGAUGGUCCAGCUGCCUUUUCAAUUAAAAAGAAAAUCUCAUUUCUGUUUAUAGUACAAGUAAUCAAAAUGACGGUGUCUAGUCAUCAGUUUGUCUGUAGUAUUUGUUUCAUAUAUUGUUUGUAGCAAGUCAUUUCAUUCUAUUUGGUCACCAAAUCUUUUUUUUUUUCCUGGUUUAUUUUACUGAUUGUAGUUCUUAAUUCUUGGCAAUGGAAAACAUGUCAAACCAUUAUCAGUGCUUUACCAUUUUGAAAAAAAUGGCAAACCAUUUCUUUGAAGGACGAUUAACAGGGUCAGAUGUUGAUAAGCAAGGGAGUGAUCGCUUUUUGAAGUCUAGGUCUUGUUGGAAUGACAGGAAAUGGUGAUUUUGCUCAUUUGAUGUUAUAUUUAUUUUUAUUCUUAAUGUUCUUGUCUUUAGAAUUGUUGUAAAGAAAAUGGCUGCAGAUGUGAUUUUUUUGGCUGUUCAUACAAUUUCCUGUGAAAUAAUGGUUUAGUGGAACUUUUUUUUUUGUAAUAUCAAAUUUGACAGAAAACAUGCCUGUGAGAUGGUAUAUAUUUUCCUUGAUAUUAAAAGAGUAAGACAGUUAUGUUCAACAAUGAAAAUAAAACAGACUUGUAUAAUUUUGUCAGCUCAGCUUUGCAUUAUCUGUUAAUAACCAACAGUUAUCCAAAGUUAGUUUUUUAAAACAUUUUGAUACACUGCAAAUAACCUAUGUAUCAUUUAUGGCUGCCAAGUACUGGUGCAUUAGAUGUAACAGACUUCUGUCAUUUCAUCAUCUGACAUCUAUAUAGCAACUUGCACAUUCCACCAUGGCCCAUUCCUCAGGACACCUGAUGAGAUUUCUAUCAUUUCCUUGGUGGCGGUGUGGUAUUGGGAAGCUUGGUUUAUUUCUUUUCUUCUGAUAGAUCUUUAAAUAUGCCAUUCUGGGUGGGGGACUGACUUAAUUUGCCUCAGUCAUAAAAUUUCUGAAGCAGACCAUUCAGAUGCCUUCUGCUGGUUGAAAAAACAUUCCGGUAUGCUACUUUUCACUUGCCAAUAAAUGAAUAUAAAAUAAG
Messenger RNA from Pomacea canaliculata, 4927 nucleotides. RefSeq lists its product as uncharacterized. The record is from RefSeq and is a predicted model, not a curated record. The transcript is spliced from 2 exons. Lineage: Eukaryota; Metazoa; Mollusca; Gastropoda; Architaenioglossa; Ampullariidae. Bases 344 to 1810 code for a protein of 488 amino acids.